AUAUAUAUAUAUAUAUAUAUAUGUGUGCGUGUGCGUCUAUUUGUGUGAAAAUACACAUAUGCUUGCUAACUUUUAUGGCAAUUUUUUCUCUUUUGAUUGAUGGCAGAAUAAAGCACAAGCAGCGACAAAAAUAAUAAUAAUAACAAAGACUCGCUAUUAAAAUAAAAAAAAAUAAUAAAAAAAAAAAACUAAAAAAAAGGAAAAAGCAGAAUAAAAGAAAUGAAAUGCAUUACAGUUGGAACGACGGAAGUGCAUGCACUGAACAAAUGUGCAAAUAGAACACGGGCGCAAUGUAUAUUGAAAGUUUGUUUAAACAUAUGUGUAUAGGAGAUACUUAUUAUUGCAGCGCUCAAAAGCCAAGAACACAAACAAUUGUUAAUCCAACAAACCGUGAAGUGAACAAAAAUAUAAUAAAUAAUCAAAGCAAUUUCUUUCAUUUGUUAUUACAACAACAACAACAACAACAACAGCACCAGCACCACAACAACAACAAUAGCAACGGUGUCGCUUCAAUCGAUUUAGAGCAAUAUAUUGAAGCGAUGGAGGCACGUACAACGGCUAAUGAACGUACACCGGAAACCGAUGUCUGGACUCAGUUGCAGCAAAAGGAAUCGGAUAUAUUACUGGCGGCCGAGUUAGGAAAAGCUUUAUUAGAAAAAAACGAAGAGUUGGUUAAACAACAAGAGAAACUAAUUGAAGAUUAUUCAGCGAAAAUAGAGAAAUUGGAACAGGAAAAGCAUAUAUUAAGACAAAAAUUAGCAAUUGCCGAAGAAGAAAGCGAACAACGUGUCUUGGAGUUGCAAACAGAUCUCAAUGAACUUAAGGAGAAAUUGCAAGCCCAGGAAAAUGCAAUAAGACAAGCAGAAAAGGAGAAAACUUUACUAAUUGAAGAGCUGUCCAAUCAAAAUGCCCGCCUAACCGAGCAAAUACAGGAAGCUCAUGCCACAGAAAUAAAACUAAUGGCACAAAUACAAGAACUUAAAGAUCAAUACAAUUAUAGAAAUACAAGUUUACAGGAACACGUUAACAGCUUGGAAUCCAUAAAAUGUGAAUUGAAUUUAACGACAGAAAAGCGUCACGAAUUGGAGAAACGUUUACAAUUGAUGCAAGAUGAGAAAGAAAAUUUAGGUUCUGCCUUAGAGGAAGCCUCAGAUCGAAUACACAUGUUGGAACGUCAUGCCAGGGAGCAGGAAACUAAACUAGAGACAACUCUGCAGACACUGGAAAGGGCACAACGUGAGAAUAACGUGCUUAGCGAACGUUUAGGAGCGGAUAACUACAACGGUUCGCUAGGCAAGAAGUCUUUACAAUUCGAAAUGGAAUGCGACGAAGACGAAGGAAGCUUCUCGGAUAGCGGUAAAUCAAGUCAAAUAUGGAUUGAGGCACGCUCGGUGUUUAUACAACUGAAAUCAUUGGUCGACUCUUUAAAAAUCGGUCACGACGAUGAUUCUGGACUAAAUUCUGAUUUAUCUUUGGACUUGGAAUCUAUGGACAAUACAAUAUCAUCGGCGUUACGUUCAGUUGACGACGGCAACGGUGAUCCAAUUAAUUUUCGUCCAGGCAUGUUAUCAGCCAUGUCUGAUGAAUUAACGCGUUUACUAUUGAAUUUGGAUGCUGGUAAUUUUAAAAAAAUGUUGGAUCAAACUAGAAAUUUGGUGCUUGAGCAAGAAGAUGAAAUUAAACGCAGUCAUCAAUUAAUACAACAACUGGAAUCUAAGUUGACUAUUACAAAUGUUGAGUUACACAAUGUUAAAGAAGAACGUGAUCAGGCACGGGGUGAUUUAACAGAUAGCAGUGAUCGCGACGAAUUAUUGGCUAAAGCGCAAAAAGAACGUGAUAAUGCGAACGAAAGACGUACAAAGGCAGAAAUAGAGUUGGCAAAGACCCGAGUAGAACUUAUGCAAGCCAAUAGUCAACUAUUAGAAUCAAUACAACAAAAAGUUGAACUCUCACAGCAAUUAGAACAGUGGCAGAUGGACAUGCAAGAAUUAAUUGAGGAACAAAUGCGUUCUAAAAUGAUUAAUAAUCGCAAGACGAUAACGAAUGAAUCUCAAACGAGCAACACUAGUGCUGCAGCCAAUUUAGCGAAACGUUUCUCCAGCUAUAAAUUCUGGAGUCUUUUUCAACGGUAAUUUUAUUAUAUAUAUUAUUUGAUCACGG
Molecule: messenger RNA, 2160 nt
Organism: Glossina fuscipes
Lineage: Eukaryota; Metazoa; Arthropoda; Insecta; Diptera; Glossinidae
Product: bicaudal D-related protein homolog
Exons: 12
Coding region: 291-2132 (613 amino acids)
Source: RefSeq, a predicted model, not a curated record